Molecule: messenger RNA, 957 nt
Organism: Iphiclides podalirius (scarce swallowtail)
Lineage: Eukaryota; Metazoa; Arthropoda; Insecta; Lepidoptera; Papilionidae
Source: the annotation of a GenBank genome assembly
AUGAUAAUCUGCCUAGUAUUGUUGCUCUUCAUAUUUGUUUUCUUGACAACAAAUACAUAUGAAGUUGUUAAGAGACACAAGGAGGAGGAAACGUUUUUUGAUCCAAAAACAGCGAGUAGAUUACACUUUCCAAGUAUCAGUGACCCACAAAGUUUAAAUUUAUCUAUUAUUGUUCCUGCAUAUAAUGAAGAAGAAAGAUUACCACCAAUGCUAAAUGAAACAUUUGAAUUCAUGGAAAAGAGAAUAAAAGAGUUUCCGGCAUAUAAGUAUGAAGUUAUAGUUGUUAGUGAUGGAAGUAAGGACAAUACAGUCAAUGUUGCAGAAGAUUUUACCAAGAAAUAUGGAAGUGAUAAAAUAAGAUGCCUUGAAUUGAUUGAAAAUAGAGGAAAAGGUGGAGCAGUACAGUUGGGUGUGCAAAGUUCCCGGGGUGCUACAAUACUAUUUGCAGAUGCAGAUGGUGCAUCUAAAUUUGAAGAUUUAGUUAAACUGGAGAGAGCAUUGAAAGAUAUUAUCAGCUGUGAUCCAGUUACCGAGCCUGAGCUUGUCAGUCAAAAAGUUGCUUUAUCUAUAGGGUCUAGAGCACACUUAGAAAGAGAAUCCUUGGCCACAAGAAGUCUUUUUAGGAAUUUACUUAUGUAUGGUUUCCACUUCUUAGUCUGGUUAUUCACAGUAAGAGGCAUAAAGGAUACUCAGUGUGGGUUUAAGUUGUUUACAAGGAAAUCUGCAAACAUAUGUUUUCAAAGCCUGCAUGUAAAUCGAUGGGCAUUUGAUGUGGAACUAUUGUAUAUCGCACAAAAAUUAAACAUUCCAAUAGCUGAAGUUUCAGUGAGAUGGACAGAGAUUGAAGGAUCUAAAGUAACCCCGGUACUUUCAUGGAUACAGAUGGGCUGUGACUUAGGUCUUAUUUGGCUGAAGUAUAGAAUUGGAGUGUGGAAGGUAAAAUGUAAUAAAAUAAAU